AUGGCUAGAAGACAAAGAUCUAAACCAGGUUCAAAUUCCCAAAGUGGUGUUAAAGGUCCUAACUCUGCCUUAACUGAGUUUUUACGUAAUGAAGGUAUUACUGACGCGUUUAGACAACGUAGACAACGCGAACAAGAGAUAGUUACUAAUAAUGAUAACGAUAACGAGAACGAUAAUGAUAUUAAUGAACAAGAGCAAUUUACACCAAGCGUGGAAGUAACACCGGAAGCAACACUGCGAGGUUCACGUCGAUCAGCAAGUAUUUCAGUACAAGAGGACGAGGAUGAUGAUGAAAUCAGAGAAAUGAGACGUGCUGCUAAAAGAAAAUUGCGAGCAUCAAGACGCGGUUCAACCCGUCAGAAUCGACACCGUCAUGAUCCCAAUAAUAGUAGUGAUGACGACAGCAGUAGUAGUGAUAAUGAUGGUGAUCCUAAUUUCAGUGAGGAUGAAGAUGAUUUGGGUAAUGCAAAUAUGAGAAAAUUUGGUGAACAAGAUGAUUGUGUUGAUUGUGGUCAAACAUUUGAAUUGACUGUUAGUUCUCGUUUUAUUAAAGAAAAGAAUGGGUAUCUAUGUAAUUCAUGUAAUCAAUUAUUGAAGGCAAGAGAACGGAAAGCUAAAAUGAACCAAAUGAAUGCUCGUAAAAAGAGGAAAAGAGUGGCUCAGGCAUUAUUAAAUAAAACUGAUGUUCGAAUUCCUAAAUUACAAGAUGUUUGUAUUAAAAAAAUCACUGAGAAUAUUGAAGAUGUUGAUGUAUUGGGUGAUAUUGGACAAAUGAAUAUGAAUAGAAUUUCCAUGAUUCUAUCUAAGAAUCGUUCACUAAAUGAUAAAACCAUUUCAUUAUUUUUGUCUCCAGAUUUGAAAAGUUUACAAUUUUGGGAUUGUUCCAAUGUCGCGUCUGAUUCUUUAAAUAAGAUAGCUUCAUAUUGUCCUCAAUUGGAAUCGUUGACAUUAUUUAUGUGUGGACAAUUUCAUAAUGACAAUUUACAAUAUUUUGCAUCCCAAUUAACUAAAUUGACAGAAUUAUCAUUGAAUGGGCCAUUUUUAAUUAGUGAUGUAAUGUGGCAAGAUUAUUUCGAAGAAGCUGGUAGUCGAUUAACUAAAUUUGAGGUUCGUAAUACUCAUCGAUUUGGAAAUGAUUCAUUAAUUAGUUUAUUAACCAAUGCUGGAAGAAACUUGACGUCAUUGAAAUUGUCUCGAUUAGAUGGUUUGAAUGCUGCUGAUGUAUAUGGAAUGAUUCCUCAUUUUUUACUGCCAUCGAAAUUGACUCAUUUAGAGAUCUCAUACCCAGAAAGUGAAGAAUUGAUCAAUGAUGACUUGAUUAUUAGUAUCCUUUCUAUUACUGGUGACACUUUAGUGUCAUUGAAUCUUGAUGGUUGUUCUGAUUUAACCGAGAAAUUUUUAAUUGAUGGUAUUGCCCAAUUUUGUCCAAAUUUGACUCAUUUAUCUAUUCAAAAUUUAGAUCAAAUUAGUGAUGAAGGAUUUGCUCAAGCUUUUAAAGAGUAUCUGAAAGUCAAUGUUGGAGGAUUAUUAGAAGUUUAUCUUACAAAAUGUAUUGGAUUAGGUGAUAAAGCCAUUUAUGAGUUAUUGAAACAUUCGGGUCAUACAUUAGUUGAAUUGAGUAUUAAUUCAUUGGAUUUAUUAACGAAAGAUUUUCUAAGUCAAGUUUUCACGGAAGAUCUGCAUCAAUUUAAAAAGAGAUUACUUCAACAAAUGGAAGAGAGUCAAGAAAAAGAUGUUGAAUAUUAUAAUCAUAUUAAACUCCCAUUGUUGACAUAUUUGGAUCUGGGGUUUGUACGAGCUAUUGAUAAUGAACUUUUAUUUUUGAUUGGUGAAAGCUGUCCACAAUUAAAGAUUAUUGAAGUAUAUGGUGAUAAUAGAUGUACUUCAAAGGCAAGAAUUAGACCUGGUUUAAUGGUAAUUGGUCGUCAAAGUGAUGAGAUUUAA
Messenger RNA from Candida dubliniensis CD36, 1944 nucleotides. It is a transcript of the gene RAD7, whose product is annotated as UV-damaged DNA-binding protein. Gene Ontology annotation, cellular component: SCF ubiquitin ligase complex. The record is from RefSeq and is a predicted model, not a curated record. Bases 1 to 1944 code for a protein of 647 amino acids. The transcript has a single exon. NCBI's taxonomy places the organism in Eukaryota, Fungi, Ascomycota, Pichiomycetes, Serinales, Debaryomycetaceae. Gene Ontology annotation, biological process: SCF-dependent proteasomal ubiquitin-dependent protein catabolic process.